Callorhinus ursinus (northern fur seal) is the source of this 1435-nucleotide messenger RNA. The record is from RefSeq and is a predicted model, not a curated record. Lineage: Eukaryota; Metazoa; Chordata; Mammalia; Carnivora; Otariidae.
ACGGCUGGGCGCGUAGCGCGCAGGCGCUCUCUCUCCCCUCCCCUGCACGUGACGAAGCACCAGGGCCCAUCACGUGAGGCAGGCGGAGAGCGGGCGGGGCCGGGUUCGGCGGCGUUCGGCGAGAACCAAAGUGAGACUGCAGACUGGGCGGGACUCAACAGGGUGGAACAGCCAUGCCCAAGUACUGCCGGGCUCCGAACUGCUCCAACACUGCGGGCCGACUGGGCGCUGACAACCUCCCUGUGAGCUUCUACAGAUGGUGGUGUCCCCCACUCUCUAUCACCCCUGAGUCUGCCCUUUUGACAAAGAGAGAGAGGGCCUCGGAGCCCGCAGCAGAUGAAGGUAUCCAGCUAUAUUUCUGGUCAACUUCUGUUCAUGGAAUUGAUACUGGUCUUCCAUUUUCAGUUGUGGGUCAUGAGAUCAGGGAUUGGCUGCGGCACAUGGGCCAUGAGGACUGGGUGCCCAGCUGCCACCAGCACCUGUGCAGUGAGCACUUCCCACCGUCCUGCGUCCAGUGGAGCUGGGGUGUGCGCUACCUGUGGGCUGAUGCAGUGCUGUCCAUUUUCUCCCUGGCGCCCCCUGCUAAGAGGCAGCAGAGUUCCCGAAGCACUGAGAAGGCAGGCGUGCCUCCCUCCCCACCGGAGGCCGCGCCCCUAUCCCCAGGACCAGCUGUGGGCCCCUGGGCCCCCGUGCACAUCGUGGUACUGGGGUCAGCAUCCGGAGGCCCUGAGGCCACGACCGCCGUGUUCCUGACCCCCCCCUGCCCCCUGCUCCUGCCGGGCCCACAGCCUGGAGUCCAGGCCCAGCAACCCCUGGCCAGGCUGGGCACAGUACUGGGAGCGCUGCAGCGGCGGGUGCGGAGACUGCAGGGGCGCCAGGAGCAGCCCCAGGGGCAGCUGUGGGCUAUAGAGCAGCUGGGGCAGCAGGUGUGCAAGGAGGGCCUGCCACCCAGGGGCACCGGGGCAUGCUGUGCCUGGAGACAGACAGAGUAUCUGUCUCUCCAUGGCCCCCACAUUUUCCUCUGUCCCCAUACUUCUUUAUUCCCCGCACGAAUGUCUCUCUGGCCUCACAUCUCUUCUCGUCUCCCCACAAAUCUCUCUGCCCACAUCUCUGUGUUCCCUGGUAUCCCCCCCCCCCACCUUGGCCUCCCUGUUCAUCAUUUCUCCCGCCGUCCUCUCUGCCCUUUCUCCUGCCCUCCCCUCUUUCCCCUAUGUUCUCCAUCUCUAUCACUUCUUUGUCUGGGACUGCCCGGCUCCCUGGACCGGAGGAAUCCCAUCAUCUGUGGAGGGCCUGACAUAGCUGUGGUCAUUGCCCAGAGUCCUGCACCUCCCACACUGGAUGCCAAGCCUGAGCUCCUGGACACUGAGACCCCCAGUGCGUAAGGACCAGGGCAGAUAAUGUUGUGGGACAGAUGACGGAAAAUGAAGAGGGGCGC